Messenger RNA from Vanessa atalanta (red admiral), 1969 nucleotides. RefSeq names its product histone acetyltransferase Tip60 (gene Tip60). Gene Ontology annotation, biological process: regulation of DNA-templated transcription. Gene Ontology annotation, molecular function: histone acetyltransferase activity. The transcript has 14 exons. The record is from RefSeq and is a predicted model, not a curated record. NCBI's taxonomy places the organism in Eukaryota, Metazoa, Arthropoda, Insecta, Lepidoptera, Nymphalidae. The coding region runs from base 91 to 1713 and encodes 540 amino acids.
AUUGACUGAUGUCAAAAUAGUUUGACAAUUUAUUGUAAAACAAGGGUGAUUUAAUGUAGUUUUAAACAUAAAAAUAUUACUAUUUUCAUAAUGACUGAAAAUGAAGACGAAAUUACGACAUUUUGUGACUCAGCCGCAUCGUUGGUGGAGGGAUGUCGACUACCAGUUCGAAUGCAAGGUGGAGAUGAUUGGCCACUCGCUGAAAUUAUAAGUAUCAAAGAAGUUCGUGGGCAAAGAGGAUAUUAUGUACACUAUGUUGAUUUCAAUAAACGUUUAGAUGAAUGGGUUGGGGAAUCAUGGUUGGACACAAGAAAGGUACAAUUUCCAAGAAGAGAUGGCGCACCGACUGGUGGUACGACAACUCCAAAGAAAACUCACAUUGGAUCUGGAGGUGGCGUCAUGCCUACUUUUCUUAAUGAAACUGUCUGCAAUGAAAAUCAGAAAACCGUUAUUAAUAGCAAUAGAGAAAAUAAUGUGAAUCAUCAAACCACACCAAAAUUACCCGAGAAAGUACAAACCCCACUAAAUGGUUCAACUCCAAAAAUUACACCUGUUCAAAUUCCACCAUUAGAACCUCGUCAGCUGAUAUCUCGGCCGGCGAGCCCCACACUCAUAAAUGAUUCACCGUCGCUUGUAAACGGCGGCGCAGUUCUCGCCGCUGCGCUACAAAAGAAAAUGAACAGAAAACGGAAAGCCAAUUCUUCGGAGAAUGAUUGUGCGCAGUGCCCGGCGGCGGAGACGGAGGCGGCGGAGGGCGAGGGCGGCGCGAGCGGCGCGGCCACGCCCACGGCGCGCCCGCGGCAGUCCGGCAGCCUCGUGGCGCACGGGCACGACGACCUCGUCACGCGCAUGAAGAACAUCGAGAUGAUCGAGCUCGGCCGCCACCGGAUCCGACCCUGGUACUUCGCGCCCUACCCGCAGGAAAUGGUAAAUCUACCAUGUAUAUACAUAUGUGAAUUCUGUCUCAAAUACAGAAAAAGUAAAAAGUGCUUAGAAAGACAUCUCAUAAAAUGCAAACUCAAACAUCCACCGGGUAACGAAAUAUAUCGCAAAGGCAGUAUAUCGUUCUUCGAGAUAGAUGGCAGGAAGAACAAGUGCUACGCUCAAAAUCUAUGUUUACUAGCAAAACUGUUCUUAGACCACAAGACACUGUAUUACGAUACUGACCCAUUUUUAUUUUACGUUAUGACGGAGUUCGAUUCAAGAGGUUUUCACAUAGUAGGAUAUUUUUCAAAAGAGAAGGAAAGUACAGAAGACUACAAUGUAGCUUGUAUAUUAACAUUACCUCCAUACCAAAGAAAAGGAUAUGGAACAUUACUUAUAGAAUUUAGUUAUGAAUUAUCAAAGUUCGAAGGUAAGACUGGUUCCCCAGAGAAACCUUUGUCGGAUCUUGGUCUACUCUCGUAUAGAAGUUACUGGGCUCAAACUAUUUUAGAAAUAUUAAUAAAUAUCAAACCAGUCGGUGACAAUGAGAAACCAAUUAUCACUAUUAAUGAAAUCUGCGAGCUUACAAGUAUUAAGAAAGAGGACGUUAUCAGUACUCUGCAGAAUUUAAAUCUAAUAAAUUACUACAAGGGCCAAUACAUCGUCUCUGUGAAUCAGGAAACGAUACAACAACACGAAAAGGCAAUGGAGAAGAAGUUAUUACGAAUCGAUCCGAAAUGUUUGCAUUGGACACCAAAGGAUUGGUCCAAACGAGCCAAAUGCGUUUGAAGUGUUUCGGAGAUGCGAGCUAUCUAACUCGGGCUUCGACACGUAGGGAAAUCGGAAUGAAGUUAUAUCAGGAACUUUGCUCAGCGGGCAGUAAUUUAUUGUGAUUCAGCCAUUUAUUUGUAAUAUUUGAAUGUUUUUUACACUGCAACUAGUUAAAAAUUGAACAGAAUAUUUUUGUUCGAAAAUAUAAAGCCCGUGUAAAAUAUUGUAGAUACAAUUUCUGUAACUAUCCGUGUAUAUUGUGAUAUUAAAUAAA